AUCUUCCGGCGGAGACGCCCGUCCCAUCGCGUUCCACCCUGCAGGGCCCGGCCGCAGUCACGGGCCGGUGGAGCAGAGCUGGUGGGGACCUCCCGGGAGCUCAGCAUGGCUGCUGUAGCAGCAACAGCAGCAGCAGCAGCUGCCGCCGCCAAGCGAGCGCCGCUGGUUCAUGUGCGAGAUGCCUGCCCCGGAUGCUGGGUGUGGGUGGGAUGUUGUCGAAGACGGGUAACCGCAUGCGUUUUCUUGGCUUCGAUGCGCCCCCGAUCGCUGUUGCGGUAUGAUUAAGCACCGUAUCCGCCAGUCUGCGUUUCAUCUCCAUUGCUGACCUACAACGUCAGCAGUGCAUGCCAUGCUGCAGCCACCUGACCUGGAGCACUAAUGAGUUUAAAGAAUGGACUCAUCAAGGACAAGGUGUUUUACCCAUGCAGAGCGCUUUGCCAAGGGCUUAUCUGAUCUUGGUUGGCUAUUUAACAGAUGGAAGGCAAGAGGACAAAGAGAAGUUGGUAGAUGGUUGCCUAUACUUGAAAGACAAUACUGGGAUCAUUCCAUGUGAGCUCCUGCAUUUUGAACUUGAGUGGCUGGAGUCACUGUUCCUCUUCCCAAGCUGGUCAUAUAUACCACAGACAGACCAGAGCGCAGCAGGGUAUGUGGAAAUCCUGGUGGAUCCGGUGCCAGUAAAUCUCCCAGAGGAAGUACCUGACAGCAUUCCAGUCACCUAUCCAGCAUCAGCUGAGCCACUGCUUACCUCCAGGAUUCCAUGUAAGAAAAGGUCAAAGCUCACUGUGGCGGGUGAAUUGGCUAGACUCGGGCCUCUCCUUUGUAUUCACCAGAAGGCAUUCUUCUUUCUGUUUCUGAAAUGCUUCACUUCAACUGUUUGGGUCCCUGUGCUGGUGCAGAAGCCCAACCAGAUGGCAUGGCAUCACGUCCUCCAUUUGGGUCGCAGGUACACAAUAACAGGCCUGAGUGUGUCCAGCCUGAAGAAAUCUGGACAAAGGAUGUUUGUCACUGGUGUUUCUUCCUGCCUUCUGCCCUACUGUGCAGAGCAGGUGAGGGAGCAGCCACUGGACAGUGCUUGGCAAGGAGAGUCCACUCAGUCAUCUUCCUUUGGGACUCCUGAGCAGCUCAGUAAUUCCUUGGAGCUGGGAGUUGAAGACGAGAGGCCAGGAUCAAUCAAAGAGUCCAAGAUCAUCUCAUAUGUGGGAACUGUCACCAAAAUACUCAAUGUCCAAGCUGGUCUCUUUUUACUGGAUAACAAAGUCUGCUUGUGCCUUGCUUACCAGCAGUUCUUGAACUCUGCACGUGGACUCCGACCAGGAGCAUGUGUGGAGCUCAUCGAUGUCCACCUCCUGCAGAAGCCUCUGGUAUCCUUCCCUUUCAUUGUUCUUGGUGCUUGCCUGAGCAGCACUGUUGUGCUGAAGAGUUUUUCAAGGCUCAGCACCCCCUACCAGCCACCAGCUUCUUCAGGAAAUCUCUACUUACAGCUGCUCUUCCGCUACAACCUUGGUAUGCCACUCUACCUCUGGCUGGUGAGCCUCCUGGAGACAUUUGAAGAGAGGUUUUCUUGUUUCUUUGGGCGUCGUCGACUGUUGCUUAGCUCUACGCACCGAAACCCUGGAGCUGCUGAGAAGUUCCUUGUCCCCCUUCUGCAAGCUGUAGUGCCAGAUAGAGAGAAAGCGAGAGAUAUUUAUAAUGAAAUCCUAGCAAAAAUACACCAGUGUCCCCUGCAGAAGUAUUUGACCCUGAACCCCCCGUGCCAGGCCCCAUCUCUGUCUGCAGUUUUCCAUGUGGCAGAACAGAAGAGCUGGGAAGGUUUCAGUCCAUCACAGCUGCUUUCCCCCUUGGAGGCACAGCACAUGGGGACCCAGGAGCUGAAUCGCAGACUGUCCUGGUCCUACUGCACACUCUCAGCAGGAAGCUUCCAGCCCCGAUUGAUACUACUGGGUGUGCUGAGAGUCUCCUCCAGGAGCAGUUCCCUCCAGCUGCAGGACAAGAGCAGCACGCUUCCCUGCGUGAUAUCCCAUAAGGAUGGUAGCCCCUUUGCCCAUACAGCUCUCAUAGGAUCACUCUUGCAGGUGGAAAACUACCAGCUUGUAGUGGAGAGAUUCCUUCAGACUGAUUUUCCCUCCUGGAAGCAGCUGUCAAAUCUGGAGCAUGUGAGGGAGAAAAAAACCAGUGUCUAUGUGCAGUUCUACUUUGAGGAUGUUCAGGUUCUCCAUGCUGCUGAAGGACAAAUCCAGAAAGCCCUUAGGAGAGGAAACAGCUCCUCUUUGAGGAAGAAGGACGAUGACAGCUUAACAUCUGAAGUGAAAACCCCAGAGGCAAAAACAAUGAAAUUGGAGGAUCCCAAGCCAGAUACUCACAGAGCUGAGAACUGUCAGAAGGGCCAGAGCAGCACUAGAGCAACCAGCUGUGUAUCUCACCUAUUCUUGGUUACCCAGAAAGAGGGUCUUAUGUUACGCAAUUACCAACUACCCAGAGAAGAAGAUGGAGAAGGACAGGACCUGCAGCGCAGUUUCCAGGCCACAGUGCUAUGGCUGGGCAGACCUCGGCUCUGGAGCCACCACACAGAAACCGGGAAUCUACCGGAGCUGGAAGAGAGCAGCUGCGAUGGAAAAGAGGGCAUGACACGGCAAGAAACACUACUGCUCUUCAUGGGGAAGUCUCUACGAUGGUUUCCAUUUCUGCAUCUGGAUGGGCUGUAUCGCUUCAUUGUGCCCCACUGCUCGGACUUGGAAGUGUUUGACAAGCUCUGUUUUCCACCUGUGCCAGCGAAGUUCCUGAGCGGGUCAUCCUGCCCCCUGUGCCUGCCUGUCCAAGAUACCUGGCACUUACAGCAUGAAACAUGGAUCUCCUGUCUGAGUGAGCACCAGCUGGCAACCAGGUCGAUGCUGAGAGGCAUGAACCAGAGAAUUUCCUCCAUUCCAGAAGUAAUUAGCAACAGUUUCACAGGUUCCCUGGUUUCUUUCUCUGGUGAGAUAGUGGAGAGGACUCUGUGUGCCUCUCUCAAGAAUGGGAAGCCAUCUGUGACUCUCGGCCUUCAAAAGCAGAAAGGGAGUCUGCUAGACGGUGAUCACAGCGUGAAGCUCAGCGUCUCAGUUGCUCCAGGCUCCCCUGUUGUGGUGGACAUCUACAUUGCUGCCGCCUAUCUGCAGCAUCUCUGGGGUUUGCUACCGGGAGCCAAGAUCUUCUUCCAGAACUUGGAACGCAAAAUCUCCAGAUUCCAUAAUGUUUAUUGCACGUAUAUUGCCACCAGCUGUGUAAGCAUCGUAUCUCUGCCAGCUUCUCACCUAUCUUUUCCUUCAAGUCCUGCAGGAGAAGCCUCAUCCCCCUCGCUAGUGUUUCUAUCCAACUUGCAAGCUCACCUUCAACACCUGCCCCAGGCACGGAUUUUAUGCCACUUGUCCUGUGUACUGACUCUGUCCCUGCAAUGGGUUUGCUCGCUUUGCAGCAGCAUCUUCAAAGAGGGCAGGUGCACUCGACACAGUCCACCAUGUCCGUCACACACAGGAGUGAGGCAAGCCAGUGCACGGGUGUUGGUGGAAGACGGAACGGGUGAAGCUUUUGUGCUGUGCAGGAACCAGCAAGUCGCAGCAAUGCUGGGCCUGAGCCUUGUCGAGUGGGAAGCUCUGCAGAACUGCGUGCAGAGCAGAGGCAGAGUGUCCAUUCAGCAUGGGGAGGCUACUGGCACGGGGUGUGUAGAGGAACCUGAGGAUUUUGUUGCUUGCUACCUAAGGAGCCUGUGCAGGAGUCCUCUCAUCUGUCGCCCCAUCCUGCUGGAUUUCAGGCUAGACAGGAAGCCCUCCAAGAUCCUGCAGCCUGAGCAAGGUUCCCCAUCGUUGUAUGGCAGGGGGUUCUGGCCAGCCAGAGUUACUGUGCAGACCUCUCAAAUCAAGUGGGUUUUGACUUCAGACAGGACAGCAGCUCCACUGCAGCUGAGAAAUUUUCGGUGCGGUGAAAUGGAGUUUGUGUCGCAAGUGGGACCUCGGCUGAGCCUGCUGUGCCUGAAUGUGGAGGAAGUGGAACAAGGCGCCUUAAACUAUCUGAACAGUGAGAGGAUUAGGAGGGCAUCUUGUCACUGCUGAGUGGGAGCCACUGCUUAGCAUCUCUCCCAGUGGGAGAGGAAAUACGGAAAUACCUACUGGGAUCGGGACUUUUUUUUUAAUCCCCUUUCCAGUGGGAGCACGAGCCUGUGAGCACAGGGUGAAGGGUGUAGUCAAGAAGCUGCUGUGACCUGUGGAAUUCCUGAAUGGUCAUUCUGGACCAUUGCUACCAGUGAAACUGGGCAAUGUUUUGGAAGAGAGAUGUUCAAUACUUUGGACCUAGGGCACACAAUGCGUGUAUUUUAUGUGGUAGUAUCUACUAAAUAAAGCUAUUAAAAUACA
Molecule: messenger RNA, 4382 nt
Organism: Chroicocephalus ridibundus (black-headed gull)
Lineage: Eukaryota; Metazoa; Chordata; Aves; Charadriiformes; Laridae
Gene: CTC1
Product: CST telomere replication complex component 1
Exons: 24
Coding region: 345-4082 (1245 amino acids)
Biological process (GO): positive regulation of DNA replication; telomere maintenance via telomere lengthening
Cellular component (GO): CST complex
Molecular function (GO): single-stranded DNA binding; telomeric repeat DNA binding
Source: RefSeq, a predicted model, not a curated record